AUGGCGACCGCAGCGGCGCCGCCGGCGCCCCCCCCGGACGACUACGGGACGCCCGCGGAGGACCCGGGCUCGCCCGCGCGCCGCGGCUUGCCCCGCGUGUCGAUGUCGCUGCCAGGCAUUGCAGAGUAUGCCGAGGCCGACGCGUCGCCGCCGGCGAGCGCGCGCGACAGCCCGGCGCGGGACCGCACCACGGGCGCGCUGGUGCACUAUUUGAUCCUCGGGGACCCCGACGAAUACGAGAGUCAGCUCCAGAAGCAGGACCCAGAGGCCGCGGCCUCCCCGCAGCGGGUCGCCGCGCUGCCCGCGGAGUCCGAGCUCCCCGACGACCUGCGCGAGGCAGCGCAGUCGUAUCCGGCCGGCCGGGACGACAUCCUGCGGGUGUACGGGCGCCUCAAGGCGGACAGGCACACGAUGCUGGAGGCGCUCGCGGCCGUCCGCGCGCGGCGGCACCGGGAGGAGGGCACGAUGCACAAGCUCGCCCCGAUGCGGGCGUCCCUGAACCCGGAGCGGCAGGGCGCGUUCGGGCAGGGCACCAACUCGCUGUCGCGGUGGGAGGAGCAGCUGGACGACUGGGAGCGCACGCAGGCGCGGCUGGCGCGGCGCACGGGGCGGGACCCGGCGGCGACGGUGAUGAACCGGAACGAGUUCCACCGGCCGGAGGUGGAGCUGAAGGACGCGCUCGCGCGCGCGGAGCCGGCGCGCAACAAGUACAGCGUGGGCGUGUGGCAGAUGUCGCUGCGGGACUGCCACGAGCGGCCCGUGCAGGUGGGCAACGACUACCUGUCGGGCCUGUGGUGCGAGGCCGGGCAGCCGAAGAAGGACCGCGAGCCGCUGCAGCGCGUGGGGAAGCCGCGGCUCACCACGGACCGCAUGGGCACCACCGCCGCGCUGUUCGGCGGGGCGUCGGCGGGCCUGCGCAGCACGCGCACCCUCGCGGAGGAGCUCCGCGGCACCGCGGACGGUGAGGCGAUCCUGGGGCGCGCCGCGCUGCUCGGGAGCACGCGCCGCCGCGGGUGGCAGGAGGGCCCCGCGUUUGCCGACAAGGCGCGCCGCGUGUUCGGGAAGCUGGAGCGCGACCUGGGCCACGAGCCCGACAUGGAGGACCUCUUCGUCGAGGGGUCCUCGCUCGAGGACGCGCUGUGGGAGCGGGCGAGCCGCGAGGUGACGCUCUUCGACGUCGCGCACGCGCUGCGCGGCGCGCGGCCGGACGUCGCGCACGCGCUGCUGGACGCGGCCGAGCAGCAGCGCAACGCCAUGGCCGACAUCUCGUUCGCGGACCAGAGCGGGCACACGGGCGCGGCGAGCCUGGCGAGCGCGGGCCGCGCGUCGACCGCGGCGCCGCGCGGGGCCUCGGUGGAGCUGGAGGGCGCGCGCGUGCUCCUGCACGCCCCCGUGGGCGGGCACCAGCAGGGCUGCGCGGUCCUGCGGAACACGGGCUCGACCGUCCUGUACUACGAGUGGCAGCCCGUGGACCUGUUCCCGAGCGAGCUGUCGCAGGCGCGCAGGAUGGGCGCCGCGACGGCCGCGCGCGGGCGGGCCUUCACGCCGCCCAUGAGCGUCCUGGCGGCGCGCGACGCGACGGCGCAGGGCGGCCCCGCGGAGGCCCCGGAGUUCUUCCUCGUGGAGAAGGGCGGCUCGCUGCUCCCCGGGCACGCGCGCGCGGUGUACGUCGGGUUCAAGGGCUCGCGGCCGGGGAUGUCGACGGCGGCGUGGGAGCUCAAGCUGAAGCCGGAGCCCGAGGCCGGCGUCCCGGGCGCGCCCGACGCGCCCCUGCGGCUGGUGGCGCGCGGCGUGGCCACGCGGAGCGAGGGCAGCAAGCUGGAGCGCGAGGCCCUGGAGCGGCAGCUGGCGGAGCGGCAGAUGCGGGUGGCGGUGGCGAUGGCGGUGGACCGGGCGGUGGAGGACGCCGCGGACGAGACGCGGGCGGCGCGGCCGGAGCAGGACGUGGCGGGGUACAGCCUGGAGGAGCACGCGCUGUGGCAGAUGGCCUACUCGUCGUCGAGCGCGACGGUGGCGGGGGGCGCGGACGACCCGGACAUGCCGAUCCCGGCGUACUACUGGCCGGACAAGGUCCAGGCGGCGCGCGACGCGUACCUCGCGUGCCGCGACCUGCUCGUGAAGCCCGUGGAGCAGCCCAAGGGCAAGGCCAAGCCCGACCCCAACGCGGACGCGUACGCGGCGAAGCUGCCGGAGACGUGGCCGUGCAGCCUGAACCUGGUGGACGAGGCGGCGCGGCUGGUGGAGGAGGCCACGGCGGCGCUGUCGGAGAAGGACCGCGAGGCGUCGAAGGAGGCGCGCGCGGCGGCGGUGGACGCGGCGCGCGCGGCGGCCAGGGCGUGCCGCGAGGCGUCGGCGCUGCCGCCCACGCGGCGGCACAUGCUGUUCAACGCCUUCUGGGAGACGGUGUGCCAGGGCGUCGACGACGUCGAGACGCAGGCGGAGAAGCUGCGCGCGGAGAUGGAGGCGGCGGUGCGCAAGGCGCAGGAGACCACGCGGGCGGAGGAGGCGGAGGCGGAGGCGGAGGGGGAGGGGGAGGGGGAGGGGGGCGAGAAGGAGAAGCCGGACGCGAAGAAGGACAAGAAGGACGCCGAGGACGACGGCAAGGUGGCGAUCGACCACGAGCGGUUCGCGGCCAAGGUGGCCGCGCUGCUGAAGCGGCAGCUCAACCACGCGCUCAGCUCGAUGCCGCAGCGCAUCGUCGACCUCGAGCGCGGCAUCUCCGGCGCCGUCGACGCCCAGGUCCGCAAGCUGGUGAAGGCCGACACCGGCGCCGACGACGGCCACGACCACCCCUCGCGAGUGGAGCUGUCCGAGGGGCCCGCGUGGGAGCGCUACCAGUGGUACGCGCGGAAGACGUCGCUGCUGGACACGCGGUUCGAGCCGUUCUACCAGGACGCGGCGACGGUGUCGCGGGCGAAGAGCGCGCUGAAGAGCUCCGUCAGCAGGGCCGGGAGCAGCCGCGCCAAGACCGGGAGCAUGUCGAUGCGACGCCCCAAGUAG
Pedinophyceae sp. YPF-701 is the source of this 3000-nucleotide messenger RNA. The record is from the annotation of a GenBank genome assembly. Lineage: Eukaryota; Viridiplantae; Chlorophyta; Pedinophyceae.